AUGAUGUCUUAUCUUAAGCAACCACCUUACGCAGUGAAUGGCCUGAGUCUCACAACCUCGGGCAUGGAUUUGCUGCAUCCCUCCGUCGGCUACCCCGCCACCCCGCGGAAGCAGCGGCGGGAGCGCACCACGUUCACCCGGGCGCAGCUCGACGUGCUGGAGGCGCUUUUCGCCAAGACCCGCUACCCCGACAUCUUCAUGCGGGAGGAGGUGGCGCUGAAAAUCAACCUGCCCGAGUCCAGAGUGCAGGUGUGGUUUAAAAACCGCCGAGCCAAAUGCCGCCAGCAGCAGCAGCAGCAGCAGAACGGGGGCCAGAAUAAAGUGAGGCCGGCCAAAAAGAAGAACUCGCCGGCGCGGGAAGUAAGUUCGGAGAGCGGGACCAGCGGGCAGUUCACUCCCCCCUCCAGCACCUCGGUGCCCACCAUCUCCAGCAGCAGCGCCCCCGUGUCCAUCUGGAGCCCGGCGUCCAUCUCCCCGCUCUCAGACCCCCUGUCCACCUCCUCCUCCUGCAUGCAGAGAUCCUACCCCAUGACCUACACCCAGGCAUCAGGGUACAGCCAAGGAUACGCUGGCUCGACCUCCUAUUUUGGAGGGAUGGACUGUGGAUCUUAUUUGACCCCUAUGCACCACCAGCUCCCUGGACCGGGGGCCACCCUGAGUCCCAUGGGUGCCAAUGCCGUCACCAGCCACCUCAACCAGUCUCCAGCCUCCCUCUCCACCCAGGGCUACGGAGCCUCGAGUUUGGGCUUUAACUCAACCACCGAUUGCUUGGAUUAUAAAGACCAAACCGCCUCCUGGAAGUUAAACUUCAACGCUGACUGCUUGGAUUAUAAGGACCAGACGUCGUCGUGGAAGUUCCAGGUUUUGUGA
Rhea pennata is the source of this 870-nucleotide messenger RNA. RefSeq names its product orthodenticle homeobox 2 (gene OTX2). The record is from RefSeq and is a predicted model, not a curated record. Gene Ontology annotation, cellular component: nucleus. The coding region runs from base 1 to 870 and encodes 289 amino acids. NCBI's taxonomy places the organism in Eukaryota, Metazoa, Chordata, Aves, Rheiformes, Rheidae. Gene Ontology annotation, molecular function: RNA polymerase II cis-regulatory region sequence-specific DNA binding; DNA-binding transcription factor activity, RNA polymerase II-specific. Gene Ontology annotation, biological process: regulation of transcription by RNA polymerase II; multicellular organism development. The transcript has 3 exons.